UGGAGUGCAGUUGCAUGAUCACAGCUCACUGCAGCCUUGAACUCUUGGCCUCAAGCCAUCCUCCCACCUGGGCCUCCAAAGCAUUGGGAUUAUAGGGGUCAGCCACCAUGUUGAGCCCAAACCUUCUUCUUCUAGAACCUUCUGCCAGCUGACUCUACAAUGGGGAGAGCAGGGGGUGACCUCUGUGGGGUUAGCUCAGGCUGGAAGAGAGAGCCCAGAGCUGGUCACAGGGGUGUACAGAGACACCACUUAGUUCUCACCCUUAGCUGCCCAGCCCUUUCUGGGGGUCAAGGCCUCUUUGGCCUGCACUGUCCUUUCUCCGUCAAGUCCUCUUUGGCCUGCACUGUCCUUUCUCCGUCAAGUCCAGCCAUCUUUCCACAUCUUUCUGCUGCCGUUGAAAAACUGAGACCUGAAAUUCGUUCUAAAUCCCUGGGAAGCUCUAGAAGUGGAGAUGGCCAGGUUCUGUGGUCAGGGCUGGUUGGGAUUACAAAUAAACUGAAGCCUGGGAAACUUUCUUGCUAUUAAUAGUGCAGACCUUUCGGGGAGGGAAUACCCAAACUUGAUGCUGUUGGAAUUGAUUUUGCUUGUCCCGAUGACAUACUAAUGAGCUAAGUGGUUAGCUUCAGAUCCUUACUGCUCCUUCCCAAGCCAAGUUCUUUUAAAGACUAAACCACAAAAGCAGAGAACAAAGUUGGUUUAGAAGGCACGGUGGCCCGGCAGGAGAAGGGCGGGCGGGUGGUCAGCUCGGGCCUGCAAACGAGAAAACGCGGGCCGUGCUCGCUCUGGAAUGAGUUGGUUGUGUCGACUCAUUCUAUUUCUUCAACUGGUUAUGCCUUUUUUUUUUUUUUUUCCAGAAGCAGGAAUUAGAUUUGGUGUCUGGUUUGGUGUUUAUGUUUCAUCAGUGUCUUUUGGUUCUUUCCGAGCUUCUGUCCUUGUCUGUCAUGUGUCAGAGAGUGUGCUGUCAACCAUUCUCUCUCUCCAGGGAGAAAGUCUCGCUUAAAACAGCCCCCGAGAUCCUUAUCUGCUCAAAUCACCCACUUUGGUUAUAAUAUCCAUUGUUCUGCUCUUUGCUUCUUGGCGUAUACUAGGCAGUCUAUGUAUACAAUUAGAAAAAACAAAGCAGCCCUCUAUGUCCGAAGUGCCCGGAAUAUCCCAGGGUUUCAGAGGAGACUUUGGAAGUGGACAGAACUGUAUUUCCUUCCCCAAAUGAGGUUAUUGUGCUCGAAAUAUCUCCUUGCAGUUUAUUAAAGGAAACCGCAGGCUGGGGUGAGAGAGGCAGCUCCUGCUGCCUGCAGCCCUGCUGUCGUGGGGAGCCUGCGGCCCCCAGGCCACACGUGGCCGUCCAGAUCCCCAAAUGCGGCCCCUCCACCGAAUCUGGACUUCACAGAACAGAUCCCUUUAUUAAAAGGACUUGUUCUAUAAACGUUGGAUUCACUCGAAAGUCCACACUCAAGGAUCCAGAAGGCCACACGUGGGCCCAAGGCUGCGGGCUCCAUACCCCACUCCCACCCCAUUAAACCCGCUCCCAAAUGUUAGGCCGGCCCCAGUGUGUGUGUGGGGCAGCCCUGCUUCCCUGCAAUGCUCCGGGGCCUGCGCAGCCGUCCUCACUCGUCCCUCUGGAACGUGAGGAAGGAAUUUGGGGUGUGGACUUCCGUGAGCGAGUCUGCAGUCGGAUGAAAAGUGUGUGGGCAAAGGGAACUAUUGUGUGAGGCUUCUCCAGACAGAAAGCCUGCCUUCAUCUUGUACUGCGCCUGACGGACAAUUGAGACAUUCAGCUUGUGUCUGAAAGGAAAGUGGGCCGGGAUGGUCUAGCAGACCUCCCAGACGAGGGCUUGCAGGAGAAGCAAAUAGAGACGAGGAUUACCCACAGGGGGAACGACUGGGGCAGAGUCCUGGGAGAGAAUGUUUAUUUCCUUGCUCUCUAGGAGGGAUUUGGAAAGAGCCAUAAUCCUGGGUUAGGAGUAAUUUGUUACAGCAAGAUGAUACUUGAGUGGCAGGCCGCUUCUGGCUGAGGCAGCAAGACUGUGUGCAGGGGGGUCGUGGGUCAGCUUCACGUAAAUCUUCACCCUGGCUUCGGGGCUUGUUCCUCCCCAGGCAAAAUUAACCAGACGCGCCGUUGACCUUUCGGCUUCCUGGGUGUAGCGUUACGAAGCAUGGCCACAUGCUUGUCACAGCUAGAAUUUGACAAUAAAAAUUUGGACAGGGAGACCUUGCUGGAGCCACCGACUUCUUUCAAAUGUGACAAGAGGGGAAAAAAUGCAGCAUGGGUCUCGGUUUUUCACUGGGAGUGGGAGGACGUGAGCCUAGCCUGUCGUGCGUUUGGUUCCAGUGUAGACAGACUGAAGCAAGUUAAUGCAUUGCUCUUUGGCUGCCAAGGCUUGCGUCGUCUAUUUUUGCUGGGGAAUGGGGGGAAGAAAUACAGAAUGGGGAGGAGAACCUAAUUAGAAGAAUCUGAACCUUGAGAGCUCCCAGCCAGGGAGAAAGAAAGGAAUUUUUAAAAUUCUUGAUUUUAAUAUUUGCUGCAAUCUGAUGAUUCAUGCAUUUCACAGGGUCACCUGGACCCUGUUACUGGCUGGCUUUGUACCUCUCAAAGGUCAUCUGUUGGCUUCAUCUCUGAUUUCCAUGGUAGACCUAAAAUUACUGGCUUUUAAAAUCCCCUGUGUAGUCAGAGGAAGAAACAGCACAUCUUAACUACCUUAGACCUUAUAUAAUUCCUUCCCUUUACUUUGUUCAUGUGGUUGAGGUUGAAUGAAUGGUGUGGAAUUUCAUGCCCAGUUUUUAGGUGGGGAAACUGAGGUGCAGAACAAUCUUGUCUUGCUGAGGACAUGGGGUAGUAGAGUGGUGUGGGACUGGGGCUUCUGAAUUGCCUGUGGUUUUGUUGAUGUACCUGUUCUGCUAUUUGAUUCUGGCCUUCCACCUUGAGACACUUACCUUGCACUUCAGCCUCUUUCCCAUGUUUCCCCAUCAGCACCUUUCAUCCAAGGUGUGCUGUGCUCUCUUUUAUCUUUCAUGAGGUCUAGGAGUUCCCAUGCCUUUGUUACUGUCCCUUCCCAAGAUCCAGCACCAGCCAAAAUCACAUUUGGAAAUGCUUGUUUUCCAAGAAGCUUUGGAGGGCAUGAUUUUGAACAGAAAAGAUUCUCAUGCUUGUUGUUCAUACUUUAGUGGUAGAGUAUAUGGAUAUGUGACUCUGUGUUUUCCCAUCCUCUUUUGUCUCUUAAAUUAGUGAUCCCCAACCUUUUUGGCACCAGGGUCCGGUUUCAUGGAAUACAGUUUUUCCAUGGACCAGGGUGGAGGGAGAGGGCAGGGCUCAGGCGGUGAUGGGAGCAAUGAAUGGGGAACGUGCUUGCCUGCCACUCACCUCCUGCUUUGUGGCCCUGGUUCCUCAGUUUCAUGAAAGACAGUUUUUCCAUGGAUGGGAGUUUGGGGUCAGGGUUGGGGGCCUGUGUCUCAGGUGGUGAUGUAUGGCCUGGUCCCUAACAGGCCACUGACGGGUGGGACUGCAGUCUUGAAUGGGAUCACCAUCAAAGAUGGCACCUACUUCUUCUUUUUUUAAUUCAUUUUAAAUUGAGGUAUAAUUCACACACCAUAAAAUGUACCCAUUUUCAGUGUACAAUCAGUGGUUUUUAGUAUAUUCCCAAGGUUGUGCAAACAUCACCACUAUUUCCAAGAAUAUUUUCACAACUCUGAAAAGAAACCACCUACCCCUAGCAGUCAUUGUGGACUCCUUCCCCCAGCUUCUGGCAAUCUCUAAUUUACUGUCUGUCUCUGGAGUUGCCUAUUGUGGAUAUUGUACAUAAAAGGUAUCGUACAAUAGGUGACCUUUUUGUCUUCUUUAAGUUAGCAUAGUGUUUUCAUGGGUCAUCCAUGUUGUUGUGGCGUGUGUCAGUACUUCCUUCUUUUGUACUACUGAAUAAUAUUCCAUCUUAUGGAUGCACCAUGUUUUAUUUAUCCAGCCAUCAGUGGAGACCUGGUACCUUCUUAUCCCAAAAUGUUUCAUACUCAGCUCCCAGGGAAACCCACGUGUCCCCAGCUCCCUUCCAGCGAUUUUGCUGGUCUCCGGCUGCCUGUGUUGGCCUCAGCAUGCUGUAGAGACACAGGCCGUAACUGAAACCUUCCAAUUAACUGGACUGUACUUGGCCUUUUUAUAAGGAGCAGUAAUAGAAAACGUGGUGACCACAAGGUUGACUUUAAAAUGAAAGAUUGUAAACGUUUUUCUGCCUAAAGAUGGAUGGCCUCUGGCCUGCAAGGGGUUCCCCCAGCAUCUUGUAAGCAUUCAUUAUUUGUUAGUCACCACUGGGGGGGGGGCACAGGGAGGGAGCUUGCCUUGCUCCAUGUGGAGGCUCAAGACUGGGGGACCUGCUAGAGCAAGAUGGGAAGACAAGGGCUCCUCCUUUCGAACUCUUCCAGUGGCUUCAUGUCCUUUGACCCCUGGCUUCGGGAUUUGGGUGCUUGUGGCAGAGCUGACAAGCCCUUUUAGUGGGACUCAGUCUUGGAGCUGCCUGAAGACAUUGAGACGGCUUGUCCUGGGCUGCUUGUGAGCCUGUGUCCCAGGCUGGCUUCCCAGUGCCCCCCCUUCCAUGGGUGCUGCACUGUUGUACCUUCUUCACCCUCCCAGGGGGAUGGCUCUCCUGCCUGGGCGCCGCUUGCCCGUCUACUCAGUCUCCUGGGAGUUCACGCAUGGUCAGCGGGAAGGCUCUGCAGAGUGCAGGUGGAGGAGUUCCGGCCUGGGCACCCCCCAGCCCUGCCUGCAUUCUGUUUCGGAAUCCCUCGUACUCGCCUAUGACUAAGUCACUUAAUUUUCUCCGCCUCACUUUCUUCUGUUUUAAGAUGGAUUUGGAGAUUAUUGGCUUUGACCCUCUAAAAAGGAUAUAGUGACAAUCAGUUUAGAGGUUUAAAAGAGCCUUUGAGGAAGUAAGGUGCAAUCUGCAGAUACGCUUGCCUACUCAUUAUAGCUCUGAUAGUUGAUGCUAAUGACCCAUCAGAAUUGCCUGGUGAGUUGGAAAAAAAAUAUACAGAUCCCUGGGCCAUUCCCAGGUAUUUUGACUUAGUAGAUCAGGAGAAAGUCCCUCUGAACUAGCCAGUGAGGUUUGGGUAGCAUGGGACAAUGUCAUCAUCAUUAAUUAAAUCAUUCUUACGAUUUCUACCUACCUUCUUUGUGUUAGUUCCUGCCCCACUGAUUACCUUAUUGUGCCACUGACUGUAUCUUAGAUGACUUUUCUAGGCCUUAGAAUAUCUAGUCCGCACCUGACACAGAGCACAUGCUUUCUAGUAAAUGCUGCAGGAACCUGCGUGUUGGAGUAGAAGAGGAUUUUUAGAUCAUGUCCCCCAAGUUCCUACCGUAGACUUAGGCCCAGAGCGGGGAAGAGGUUGCCUAGUGAAGAAGUGAAGUGACGUGCCCAGUUAGUGGCAGAGCUGGGCCUAGAAAACAGGUUUCCAGACUCUUCCUCUCCACUGUGCUUUUCCGAGGAGCACAAAGAUAUAAUUUGAAUAGUGACUUUUGGGGGAGGGUGGAAGGAAUGCCUGGGCCUCCUCCCCUCCCCCAGUCUAAGGGACCCAUUUGGGCCUGGUGAAGCUCUAUCCAGAUGGCAUAUCCGUGAGCUGCCAUACCAUAGCCUGGCAGAUGCAAAGAUAGCUCAGGUGCAGGGCUGUGGCAGGCUUGGCAGGGUGAAGAAAUGGUGAAUCCCAGGUUUUGGUUAUUGGGGUUUUUGUUUGUUAGUUAUUUGAUUGUUUUGCUUUGUUUUCCCAUCCUACCAGUGGCCUCAGUAGCUCUGGUAGAAAAAUCUCCUUAGAGGAAAAUAAUUCAGCGUUUGUCCAUGGACUGGGGGUGGGGGGGAAUGAUAGCUGUAGGAGAAGGAUUGCUUAUUACCUGCAGGACACUGUGAGAUGUUCCCUUAGCUGUGUACCUUGAGACACUGGUCUCUACUGGAGUUCAGGCAGGAAUGCCUGACAGUUGAUAGGAAAACCAGGAAAGGUGAAGGGGAGUUGCAAAGUAAGUCAGGAUGAGAUAGGAACACACUCAGUCUCCUCUAGACACUUUGGUCUAGGGCCCUGUGCUCUUGACUGCCAGCCACCCUUGUGGCCUCAAGCAAAUGGGGUCUUGCUGUACGGGCCUUCGUUUCUUCCUUGCUGACAUGUUAGUUCCACCUUUCUGCUUUUAUUUCUUAGGGUUAUUGUGAAUGUAGUUUUGAAUACUAAAAUACUCUCCAAAUAGGAAAUGAUACUAUUAUUAAGGUCCUUUAGAUUAUUAUGAUUAAAAAUGUUUAUGUGAAAAAGGUUACCUGUAAGGAUUUCAUUUAAAACCUUAAAUAGCCAUCCCAUAGAGACAGAGGAUAAGGCUGUUAAAUUGUUUUGCCUCGGUGCCCCACUCUACUCCCCCCAUAUUCCUUUCAUGUGAGAAAUGGGGUAGUGAUUGUAAGGGAAAAAUUUCUGAUUUCCUACUAUGCUGGUUCUGUUUUUUGUUUGUUUGUUUGUUUUCUGUUUUUAAAGUCAACCCUAACGUCUUAGUGAAUUUUUCUGUGGCUUUAUUCCUUCUCCAAGGCCAGAGUCUACUCGGCCUUCUGAGACCUUUACUUUUCUUUUCCUGGAUAACUAUGGUACAUACUUAUGUUAAACCCUAACAACCAGAAAUUACACAUUCCUGAAUUAUUUUUCUAUGCAGUCACACUUUAUAGGCAAAUAUAGCCUCUUUAAUUAGAGCCUUUAUCUUAGGCUCUCAGGAUUUUUCAGAAGAAGCAAUUCCUGGAGUACGUUUUAACCUAGGACAAAGCAGCCUAAUCUCCUAUACCUUCUGCAUCUGCAGAAAAAUUGGUCCAGCAGACUUUGUAAUGCUGCCCCUUAGGGUUCUGAAGGGACUUCUGAAAUAGUUCCACACAGUUUUAGUAUUAGGUAUAUUUGAUCAGUACUAAUUUUUUGGAAAACUUUGGUGUCUGCAUGAUUCAGAGGAGGGUAGGGCAGGAUACUAAAUUAAUCAUAGCUUCUUAUGUUUUAACCAUUCUGGGUACAUUGGGAGCCCCUGACGCCCAGGUAAAGUUACUUGGUUAUAGAAAAUGGGCUGAAUUUUCAUCUUCCAUUUCUUAAAAAUGAAGUAGGUUCAGAGAGAGACAAUCAAGCUUGUUCUUUAACAGAUUAUGUAUAUGUAUGUAUAUUAGAUGUGCCUCAUUGUAUGAGCUCCUGAAGAAAUAGGUAUCUGCUAUUGGCUUGGAUACUUGUGCUUCCUAUUUUAUUACUUAGUAAGUUUUUCUCUUUAUGAUGAAGUGAAAAUAUGGAGUAUUUUCCUCUUUAUGAUGAGUGGCUUCUGGUGGCCUUUUCUUUCAUAAAGUUUAAUGAUGUGAAGAUCACAAUCCCGGUGCACCCUUCUGCGAGGGACUUUCGUAGGGAGUCAGUAUGAAUGGGCCCACGGCCAGGCUGCAGGGCAGGGUGGGAGUGGUCACCUUGAAGGGAAGGAAGACCAAUAACUGACCACAAUGGGCCAUGGCUGGCUGUACCCUCAGUUUUCAAUGUAUAGGCAGAGCAUGGACCUUCCAUUUUAUCAGAGACACAACAUGUACAAUGUUCUGGCACUGGUGAAUCAGGGAGACUUAACAGUGGGGAAAAUCCAUCAUGACGAUGGUAUCCAAUUAAUUUGGUUUCUCAUAAAACGAACUUUCCUAUGAAAAAACACCCUUCGUCACAGAUGCUUGGGUGGAAAGGCUGUGUUUUUGUUGUUGUUGUUUUGUCCUUUGACAAAAUGAGAGCUUGUUGCCCCCGGUUGAUAGGCUUUCUUUUCUUUUGUUUUCUAUUAAAAUAAUUAUAUUUCUUUUUGUUUUUUUAUUUACUUUUUUUCAAUCUUUUUUUUUUUUUCCUACAAUCCAUGGAGCUGAAUGAUAGGCUUUCUACAGGACCUUUUCUGGAAGAGACCAGUUUCGUGUCCAUUGAAUGGUCUGUCCAGGCCCCACGGUGUCCCUUUUCCCACCCUGGACUCUGCGUCCUUCUUCUGUCUCUUGGUGGCAGGCAGGGUUGGCACAACGUGGCUUCAUCCCAGCUUUGUUACAUGUGAAAGGUGUAGUUGGAAAGCUCUGAAGAGAGUGGCACCUGCACCUACAGACUUGAUUCCAAAACAGCCGCAGCGCUUCUUCGCCCAGGACCUGAGGAAGUUCUGCCUGGGAUCCGGUGACAUCUGACACGUCCCGGUGCCUUCCCGGGAAGUGGUAUCUCCAGAUGAAAUGGCCACUGCUUGAUGUCCAGGCAGGGAGCCUCCAGAGCAGACAAGCCCUCAAGGAUGCCCGGUCGCCGUCGCCAGCACACAUUGUCCAGAGCCCCCGCCCUUGCUGCACUCAGGGACAUGACUGUCAGCACUUCUAUCCCCCCUCAGACUUCACUGUCAGCACUCAAGUCUUCAGGGACAUGAAAAGGAGCCACUCCUUACAAAAAGUUGGGGACGCCUGGUGCGUGGAGUCGAACAAAGUGCCAGUGGUGCAGCACCCUCACCAUGUCCACCCCCUCACGCCGCUUAUCACGUACAGCAACGAACACUUCACCCCGGGAAACCCACCUCCACACUUACCAGCCGACGUAGACCCCAAAACAGGAAUCCCACGGCCCCCGCACCCUCCAGAUAUAUCCCCGUAUUACCCGCUGUCACCCGGCACCGUAGGACAAAUCCCCCAUCCGCUAGGAUGGUUAGUACCACAGCAAGGUCAGCCCGUGUACCCAAUCACGACAGGAGGAUUCAGACACCCCUACCCCACAGCUCUGACUGUCAACGCGUCCAUGUCCAGCUUUCUGUCUUCUAGGUUCCCUCCCCACAUGGUCCCACCUCAUCACACUCUGCACACGACCGGCAUUCCCCAUCCGGCCAUAGUCACGCCGACAGUCAAACAGGAAUCCUCCCAGAGUGACGUCGGCUCACUCCAUAGCUCAAAGCAUCAGGACUCCAAAAAGGAAGAAGAAAAGAAGAAGCCCCACAUAAAGAAACCUCUUAACGCAUUCAUGUUGUAUAUGAAGGAAAUGAGAGCAAAGGUCGUAGCUGAGUGCACAUUGAAAGAGAGCGCGGCCAUCAACCAGAUCCUCGGGCGGAGGUGGCAUGCGCUGUCCAGAGAAGAGCAGGCGAAAUACUACGAGCUGGCCCGGAAGGAGCGACAGCUUCACAUGCAGCUGUACCCCGGCUGGUCCGCGAGGGAUAACUAUGGGAAGAAGAAGAAGAGGAAAAGGGACAAGCAGCCGGGAGAGACCAAUGAACACAGCGAAUGUUUCCUAAAUCCUUGCCUUUCACUUCCUCCGAUUACAGACCUGAGCGCUCCUAAGAAAUGCCGAGCGCGCUUUGGCCUUGAUCAACAGAAUAACUGGUGCGGCCCUUGCAGGAGAAAAAAAAAGUGCGUUCGCUACAUACAAGGUGAAGGGAGCUGCCUCAGCCCACCCUCUUCAGAUGGAAGCUUACUAGACUCGCCUCCUCCCUCCCCCAACCUGCUAGGCUCCCCUCCCCGAGACGCCAAGUCACAGACUGAGCAGACCCAGCCUCUGUCGCUGACCCUGAAGCCCGACCCCCUGGCCCACCUGUCCCUGAUGCCGCCGCCACCCGCCCUCCUGCUCGCCGAGGCCGCCCACGGCAAGGCCUCCGCGCUCUGCCCCAACGGCGCCCUGGACCUGCCCCCCGCCGCCCUGCCGCCGCCCCUGCCUUCGCCCCUGCCGCCCGCCGGCCCCUCCGGGCCCCUGGCGCAGCCGGCGACCUCUUCCUUACAUUCCCACGGCCCCCUGGCCGCGCCCCAGCCCCAGCCGCUCUCCCUGGUCACCAAGUCGUUAGAGUAGCUAGCGUCGCCAGCCCCUGGCUCUGUGUCGUGUCUGUCCCGCUCUUCUUUCUUCGCGCCCUCCUCCCCGCCCGCCUUCGAAAGGUUUUGUUUUGUAACUCUCUUCAUUUCGUGCCGCGUGGCUACAUUAGUUGAUGUUUAUCGAGUUCAUUGGUCAAUAUUUGACCCAUUCUUAUUUCAAGUUCUCCUUUUAAAUAUGUAGAUGAGAGAAGAACCUCAUGAUUCUACCAAAAUUUUUAUCAACAGCUGUUUAAAGUCUUUGUAGCGUUUAAAAAAUAUAUAUAUAUACAUAACUGUUAUGUAGUUCGGAUAGCUUAGUUUUAAAAGACUGAUUAAAAAACAAAAAGGAAAAAAAAAAAGAAGAAGAAGAAGCAAUUUUGAAGCAGCCCUCCAGAAGGAGUUGGUUCUGUAUUAUUUGUAUUAAAUACGAGCUUGCGAACCAAUCAUUUUACAUCUGGUUUUUAAACCAUAAGGGCACGAGGAAUGCAGUGCCGUUACUUUUUUUUUUUCUGUGUGAAACAACUUUUAUUGUGAUGUUACUUGUUCUUGUUUAAAUGUACAGAAACAAAGGGUUAAAAUGUGUUAAUAUACCUUGUUCCAUGGUGGUGUUCUUUUGGGGGGAGGGGGAUGCUACUCCACAAUUAAUGGAAUCACAAGCUGUCGGGCCAGUAGUAUUUAUUGCUUUAGAGAUUGCUUGUUGUACCUGUAUGUUGUCCCUUUUUAAAUAUGUUUUCCUUUUUCUUGAAACUGUAUAAAGUUUUUUUCCCCCCUUAGCAUAAGCAUCUUAUAUAUAACAACUCAUUUGUACAAGGUUUUUAAGUUUAUAUAUAAAAUGUGUAUAUAUAUUUUUUGUUUCCCUUUUUGACUUUUUUUUUUUUUUUGCUGUAUGAAACCCAGAUGCCACCAAAUGGACAUUAAUAGUUGCAUUAAGGAUCAGUAGCAUUAACAAAAGUUGCUUUAAAAGCCAUUAUGUAAAACAAGACUUGAAAAUUAGUGAGGGAAUUUUAGCAACGCUGUACAAGCAGCAGCGAGAACCAUCCUUGUUUCCCCUUUGAACUCCCAGUUGGAUGCCCUGCGCCCUUAGGACAUGGACUGACCGUGUGCAAAACUUUAUGUGCCAAAAUUCUCAGUGACUUUAGCUUUCUCCCUCUUUUUGAUGCUGUAAUUUUUGUUCAUCAUGUUUUGCUGUGAUGUUACAUAGGUAGAUUUGUAUGUAGUUUUAAUGUCACCUAUAACAAAAUGUGUUUGGUAGCAGAUUGUCCAGAAAGCAUUUUAAAUGAAGAGGUAUAAACCCUUAAGGGCCAAAAUUCUGUAUAUUAGAUUACUCUUAAAUGAAAAACCAGCUGCCACUUUUAUGUACACAUACGACAUACAAGUAGGUAGCAAACUUUAAAAAUAAAACAAACCUAGGCAUGUUGAUGUUGCAAAAUGCUGUAUAAAGCUGAAACCUGUUCAUUCAGUGCCAUUGUAGUUGACAUGAAGCGAUUGUAAAACUGUCUCCGAUUUUUCUCUGGUUUAUUAAAAUGCUAACUAUAACAUUUUUUGUGAAUACUUUGAAUGUUUCCUAACAGUUGUGAUGUUACUGUUCCGUUUUAUGCUCUUAUUCCAAGUUCAUUUUUAAUGGUUUGGAAGCCAUUUUUGUAAUGAAUAAAUGUUCAUGCUGUACAGUAUCUGUAGCAUGCCGUUCUGGAUUAAUAAAAGCAACUUAGUAUGUGCAGAUAAA
This is a messenger RNA of Microcebus murinus (gray mouse lemur), 11505 nucleotides long. NCBI's taxonomy places the organism in Eukaryota, Metazoa, Chordata, Mammalia, Primates, Cheirogaleidae. The record is from RefSeq and is a predicted model, not a curated record.